Molecule: messenger RNA, 1246 nt
Organism: Pteronotus mesoamericanus
Lineage: Eukaryota; Metazoa; Chordata; Mammalia; Chiroptera; Mormoopidae
Gene: A4GALT
Product: alpha 1,4-galactosyltransferase (P1PK blood group)
Exons: 2
Coding region: 185-1246 (353 amino acids)
Biological process (GO): glycosphingolipid biosynthetic process
Molecular function (GO): galactosyltransferase activity
Source: RefSeq, a predicted model, not a curated record
GGAUUUGCGGGCACGGAGAGCGUGUGGACGAGCCGUGUUCCUGUUGGCAGAGGAGGCUGGCCGCUGAGCCAGGGCGUGACUCCAGGAAGCCUGCCAGGCUGCCCAGAUCGCCGCUCAUCGCCAUGGGGCGCCCGGGCUGACCAGCCAGUUCCUGCUGGAGGCUCCUGGUGUCACCGGGGAGACCAUGUUCAGACCCUCGGACUGUCUGCUGUGGCUGCUCCGGGGCACCCCGAGCCAGCGGGGCUGUACUCUGUUCAUCAUCGGCUUCAAGUUCAUGUUUUUGGUCUCCAUCAUGAUCUACUGGCACAUUGUGGGGGAGCCCAGGAGCCAAGGACAAUACUCUAACCUGCCUGUCGACGUCCCUUGCCCCCAUCUGGUGCCCCCCACCCGCUCCCCCAGCGCCCCACCACCAGGCAGAAUCUUCUUCCUGGAGACCUCAGACCGGACCAACCCCAACUUCCUGUUCAUGUGCUCGGUGGAGUCGGCCGCCAGGGCCCAUCCCGAGUCCCAGGUCAUGGUCCUGAUGAAGGGGCUGCCCGGUGGCAACGCCUCCAGGCCCCGGCACCUGGGCCUCUCGCUCCUGGGCUGCUUCCCCAACGUGCGGAUGCUCCCGCUGGACCUCGAGGAGCUGUUCCGGGACACGCCUCUGGCGGCCUGGUACGCGGCCUCGCAGCGGCGGUGGGAGCCCUACCUGCUCCCCGUGCUCUCCGACGCCUCCCGGCUGGCGCUCAUGUGGAAGUUCGGGGGCAUCUACCUGGACACGGACUUCAUCGUCCUCAAGAAUCUGAGGAACCUGACCAACACGCUGGGCACCCAGUCCCGGUACGUGCUCAACGGCGCCUUCCUGUCCUUUGAGCGCUCCCACGAGUUCCUGGCGCUGUGCAUGAGUGACUUUGUGGCCCACUACAACGGCUGGAUCUGGGGCCACCAGGGCCCUCAGCUGCUCACACGCAUCUUCAAGAAGUGGUGCUCCAUCCGCAGCCUGAGCGAGAGCCACGCCUGCCGUGGCAUCACGGUCCUGCCCUGUGAGGCCUUCUACCCCAUCCCCUGGCAGAACUGGAAGAAGUACUUCGAGGAUGUCAGCCCUGAGGAGCUGCCCCGGCUGUUCAACGGCACCUACGCUGUCCACGUGUGGAACAAGAAGAGCCAGGGCACACGCCUCGAGGCCACAUCCAGGGCGCUGCUGGCCCAGCUCCACGCCCGCUACUGCCCCACAACGCACAAGGCCAUGACGAUGUACUUGUGA